Messenger RNA from Leptopilina heterotoma, 802 nucleotides. RefSeq lists its product as uncharacterized. The coding region runs from base 233 to 802 and encodes 189 amino acids. The record is from RefSeq and is a predicted model, not a curated record. Lineage: Eukaryota; Metazoa; Arthropoda; Insecta; Hymenoptera; Figitidae. The transcript has a single exon.
CAGUGGAAGUCUUCAUGCAAAUAUUCACUGAUCUUUACAUGAAUAAUGACGUUGCCUGAAGAAUCAACUUCAUAUUGCCUUGUUAUACAUGACCGUGUAGUAUAGUACGAACCAAUCAUUGGGAUUAUUAAUAAGUUAUAAGAAGUGGAGAGGGAAACAAAGUGGUGUGGAGGAUGAAGUGGAGACGUAUGUAAGACAAAUUUCUGAAGCAGAUACUCAUUUCUAUUCUAAAAUGGAGUUCAUAGUAGACGUUCAAGGUUUUAAAAAACCCUGCAAUGAGUUUAUUUUCAAAGAGUUGGCUAUAGUGCCUCUGGAGUCAGAUGCUCAACCAAGAGUUUACCUUUUUGAACCACCUUGUGCUUGGAAUUCACUACCAGGACGUUAUAAAAGUAAGAACCUGUGGUUGACGAAUAAUUAUCAUUUAAUACCUUGGAUGGCUGGAGAUGUGUGCUACGAUGAAGUUCGAACCAUUUUACAAGAUGCUUUACGAGGAGCAAAAACUAUCUACGUUAAAGGUUGUGAAAAAAAGCAGUGGUUAGAAAAGUAUUUAAUGAUUGUACACAAUUUAGAAAAAAUUGACUGUCCAGCGUUUAAGAAUAUUAAAACUGAAUUAUUACCACUUAUAUGUACACAUCAUAUUGCACAAACUGAAAAUUGUGCAGUAAACAAUGUAUUUAAGCUUCGAAAUUGGUUUUUGAAUGUUACAAGUGAAUUGAGAAACUUUUCAUAUGGUAUCGAUGAAGUGGAUGAUGUGAAUACUAAUUUAAAAUCAUAUUGUGAAAAUUAUGAAACACUAUUGUAA